UACAAGUGGUACCACUAGCUUAUUUAACUGUUAUAAGUAACUAUUGAAGACUUAGAAGUCAAAUAAUUCAAGACCAUGACAAAAGUAAUACCAAUUCUGUUCGCCUGCUACAUUCGCCUGUUCUCCAAUUUCUCGGUCUUAGUUCUGGAAGAAGAGGAUGAGCGCUAUCAACACCGAACCCGCUUUGGCAGCCUUAUAUUUUUCCUAUCUAUGAUGGAUGUGCUGCACGGCAAUGAGAUACUAACAAAGAAAAUGUACCGUAAGAGUCGGUUGUUCAAGACGUUGCUGGAUACAAUCUGUGUUUUGAUCAUUAGUGAGAUUACCAUGAUGUUUUUCUGGGUUAAACUAGAGGGUACUAUCGACAUGGUUCUUCGACUUAUCACUGAGACGGAUAACCAUCGUUUGGUUCUUCUGGAGGCGAUCACCGUGGGACUAAGUGUGUUUAGUUGGGCAAUGGUCUCCCCAGCCACCCAUAAGCAGUACGGACUGUUCAGCUUCCUGAGCCGAUCUUCUCGCAUGAUACAAGACGCUUUCAAGGAAUUGGCCGGCCAUUGCGGUAAACUGAUCAAAGCGGGAAAGCAGCCUAAAGCUGGUGCCACUAGAAUCAAAGGGAUUUUGAAGAGUUCAAGGAAUAAACGCAAGCUAAAUUAAAUAUCUGCAUUAGUU
Messenger RNA from Drosophila subobscura, 666 nucleotides. RefSeq lists its product as uncharacterized. The coding region runs from base 76 to 651 and encodes 191 amino acids. The record is from RefSeq and is a predicted model, not a curated record. The transcript has 2 exons. Lineage: Eukaryota; Metazoa; Arthropoda; Insecta; Diptera; Drosophilidae.